Capronia coronata CBS 617.96 is the source of this 2034-nucleotide messenger RNA. RefSeq names its product primary-amine oxidase. The record is from RefSeq and is a predicted model, not a curated record. The transcript is spliced from 3 exons. Gene Ontology annotation, biological process: amine metabolic process. The coding region runs from base 1 to 2034 and encodes 677 amino acids. Gene Ontology annotation, molecular function: copper ion binding; primary methylamine oxidase activity; quinone binding. Lineage: Eukaryota; Fungi; Ascomycota; Eurotiomycetes; Chaetothyriales; Herpotrichiellaceae.
AUGGGUGGAUUGACGGCACAUCCUUUUGACCCUCUAACACCCCAAGAAAUAUCUCAAGUUGCCCACCAUGUUCGAGCUGCAUUCCCAGAUCGAGAAGCGUAUUUCCGGGUUAUUACGCUUUGUGAGCCGCCAAAGGCAGAUAUGAUUCGGUUUCUCGAGGCCGAAAGCGACAAGACUGUUCCGCAGGUCACGCCCGCUCGAGUGGGCAUGGUCCAGGUCUUCUUGGGGCCCAGGGACAGCGAACACUUCUUUCAGCUGAAGAUUGACGUUGUCUCGGGCAAGGUCCUCGAGCAAGAGCAAUUGCGUGGCUGUCAUCCACAUGUCGACGCCAGCGACAUGCAAAAGAUCGAACGGGCAUGUCUCGAUGACCCAGGGGUGCAAGCCGCGAUCAAAGAAUUGCAACUGCCUGAAGGUGCCCUGGUGAAGAUUGAGCCGUGGACAUACGCAACUGAUGGCAUGAACGACAUGAGCCAAAAGAUCACCAUGUGUUACUUUUACAUGCAGUUGUCCAGUCAUCCAGAUGCCAAUCACUAUGCCUACCCUCUCGAUCUUUGCGUCGAAAUGUCCGGAGAUGCUCGAGUCCUCAAGAUAUACUACUUGCCUUAUGGAACUUCGAACGAAACAAGUAUGGCGGCGAAGCCAUGGGAUCAGAAGAAGGUCCACGGCUCCAGCAUUGAAUAUCAUCCUGACCUGGUCCCUGAACAUCGCACGACGACGAAGCCGUAUCAUGUCUCUCAACCACAAGGGCCCUCGUUCGUGACGGAGGGAAACCUCAUCCGCUGGGAGAAGUGGACUGUGCGUGUUGGCUUCAACUACCGAGAAGGCCUCACUCUUCACGACAUCAGAUAUGACGGACGAAGCCUCUUCUACCGGCUGUCCCUGUCGGAGAUGUUUGUGCCUUAUGGAGAUCCUCGAAUGCCAUAUGUGCGCAAGGCAGCAUUCGACGUGGGCAACGAUGGAGCUGGUGUCAAUGCCAACAACUUGCAACUUGGCUGCGAUUGUCUAGGCCACAUUAAAUAUUUCGAUGGAUGGCACACCACAAGUCCAGGAGACCCUCUUCAGAUCCCCAAUGCCAUCUGUUGCCACGAAGUCGAUGACGGCAUCUUAUGGAAACAUACUAAUUUCCGGACUGGCCAUGCAGUUGUGACGCGGUCGCGCGUCCUGGUCCUGCAGACGAUCAUCACCGUCUCCAACUACGAGUACAUCUUUGCCUUCCACUUAGGACAAGACGCAUCUCUUCACUACGAGGUUCGAGCCACGGGGAUUGUUUCAACCGUACCCAUCAGCAUCGGGGAUACGGUUCCCUUUGGCACGGUCGUUGCACCAGGGGUGCUGGCGCCCUACCAUCAGCAUAUCUUUUCUCUGCGAAUUGAUCCGGCAAUUGCAGGCUAUAAGAACUCCUUGCUCAUUGAAGAAUCACAUCCCAUGCCAACGCAGGAUCCAAAAGUCCACAAUCCAUUUGGAGUUGGAUAUACCACCGAGUCACAGUUCGUCGAGAACGAAUCUGGUCACGACCUCGACCACACUGUCAACAGGGUUUUCAAAGUUGUCAAUGAAGAAGUGAUCAAUCCCGUCACUGGUGGGCCUGUUGGGUACAAGCUUUCCCCGUUCUACAGCCAGUUGCUUCUGGCUCACCCGUCCUCGUACCAUGCAAGGAGGUCUGAAUUCGGAGCUCAUGCAGUUUGGGUUACCCGAUACCAUGAUGACGAAUUGUUCGCUGCGGGUCAGCAUACCAUGCAGUCUUUGGGCGGGCAGGGCAUUGCUUCAUGGAUCAGAAAACGCCAGCAGAACAAAGAGGCCACCAGCGUCAGGAACGAAGAUAUUGUUAUCUGGCACACUUUUGGAUCGACACACAAUCCUCGUGUGGAAGACUGGCCCGUCAUGCCAUGUGAGAAAAUGCAGGUCGGAUUGAAGCCCGUCAACUUCUUCACCGCAAAUCCGGCAAUAGAUGUGGCUGUGUCGACACAAGAUCGGAACCAGAGCGUUCUUGUCAAUGACAGUGUCACGCCGGUAGAGGGACAUUGUUGUACAUAG